UCCAGUAUGGCAUCAAACUCACCACCUCCUGCAGCGAUCCUGACGGUCUUGGCCAUUUGGCUAGCACUCCACUGCGCCGCCAUCCCCGCGGCCGCGCAGAGCUGCAACUGCCAGCCAGGCCUGUGCUGCAGCAAGUACGGCUACUGCGGCACCACCAGCACCUACUGCGGCGAAGGGUGCCAGUCGGGCCCGUGCUCGGGCUCCGGGGGCGGCGGCGGGAGCGGCACCGCCGGUGCGUCCGUGGCGAGCGUCGUCACCGCUUCGUUCUUCAACGGCAUCAAGAACCAGGCCGGGGCCGGGUGCAAGGGCACAGGCUUCUACACGCGGAGCGCGUUCCUGAACGCCGUGAGCUCGUACCCCAACUUCGCGCACGGCGGCUCGGAGGCCGAGGGCAAGCGCGAGAUCGCCGCCUUCUUCGCGCACGUCACGCACGAGACCGGACAUUUCUGCCUCAUCAGCGAGGUCGACGGGGCGAGCAUGGACUACUGCGACGCGAGCGAGGGGGCGUGGCCGUGCGUCCCGGGGCAGGGCUACUACGGCCGGGGUCCCUUGCAGCUGUCGUGGAACUACAACUACGGGCCGGCGGGGAAGAACAUCGGCUUCGACGGGCUGGGGAACCCGGACGCGGUGGCGCAGGACCCCGUGGUGUCGUUCAAGUCGGCGCUCUGGUUCUGGAUGGACAACGUGCACCGGGUGAUGCCCCAGGGGUUCGGCGCCACCAUCAGGGCCAUCAACGGCGCCCUCGAGUGCAACGGCAGGAACGCCGCCGAGAUGGAGGCGCGGGUGCGCUUCUACCUGCGGUACUGCGGGCAGCUCGGCGUCGAACCGGGAAGCAACCUCACUUGCUAGGCGUCGAUCGGCGGGUUCAGGCAUGAGGCAUGCGGCUCGUGACGAAUAAAUGACAUGCUCGGCGUCGCACUCGCACGCAUUAUACUGGCGCCUGGAGCGACGUUACCAGUCCAGUACUAGUACUCUUCUUCAUGGGUGGCUCUUGAAGAGUAUUACCACUUUCGUAUUUGAAAAACAGUUAUUCAUUCCCACCUCG
Messenger RNA from Setaria italica (foxtail millet), 1045 nucleotides. Its product is annotated as endochitinase B. The transcript has 2 exons. Bases 7 to 849 code for a protein of 280 amino acids. NCBI's taxonomy places the organism in Eukaryota, Viridiplantae, Streptophyta, Magnoliopsida, Poales, Poaceae. Gene Ontology annotation, molecular function: chitinase activity; chitin binding. Gene Ontology annotation, biological process: chitin catabolic process; cell wall macromolecule catabolic process; carbohydrate metabolic process. The record is from RefSeq and is a predicted model, not a curated record.